AUGGUCAAGGUGUUGCUCUGCGGCGACGUCGGGAGCGCAUGGCCCGCGCUCCGCGCUCGCGUCGAGAAGCUGCAUGCGUCGGCGCAUGGGCCCUUCAACAUGGUGCUCUGCACGGGCGCGUGCGACGUGUCGGCGCUCGACGACGCCGCCUGGCCGCUGCCCGUGUAUGCGCUGGCGGCGCCGGGGACCGCAAGUACUGCGAUCACCAACCUCCACCUCGUCUCGACCAACAGCGUCCUCGAGCUCUGUGGGCUUCAGGUGGCCUUCUUGGCCGAUGAAGCCGCCGGUGCAGCGUUCGCGGCAGCGCUGGCGCCCGUCGACGUGCUAGUGACCGCGGCCUACCCCGACGGCUUUGACGCGCUCUUGCCAGACAAGGUUCCGGUCGCGAUCCAGCACGUGGGCUCCAAGGAAGCGCGGCUCGCGGCCCAAGCGGCGGUGCCACGAUACCACAUUGUGGGCACGCAUGGCGUCUUCUACCAGCAUCUACCGUACGUCACGGACGUCCCGAGCGCUGGUCGUCGCGUCUCGCGUCUCAUUGGCCUCGGCCACGUCGGCGCCUCGGCCGACAAGGACAAGAAGUGGCUCCAUGCACUCAACCUCGAGCCGCUGCAAGAAGGCGUCUCGGUCGAGAUCCCGCCAGGCACGACGCAGUCGCCGUUUCAAGCCAAGCGUCGCGGGGACGCCAGUGAGCUCGGGACCAAGCGCCUGAGAACGGACGGGCUUUCGGCCGACAAGGUUCAGAAGCUCACGCAACAAAGCCAGAACGCUGGGCAGUUUCGCUACGACCCGGCGCUCGCGGCGCAAGGCCAAGGUGCGCACGAGCAGAUUCGUCGCCCCGUCGUUGCCAACCGGUCCGAGUGCUGGUUCUGCCUCGCGACGCCGACGGUCGAGACGCAUCUCAUUGUGAGCAUUGGUGACGAGGCCUACGUGGCGAUUCCGAAAGGCCCGAUCGUGCCCGACCACGUGCUCAUCAUCCCGAUCCAGCAUGUCUCGAGCAUGCGCAGCCUCUCGCCGGCUGCCGCAGCCGAAGUCGACAAGUUCAAAUCGGCGCUGGAAAAGCUCUUUGCGAGCCAGGGCAAGUCGCUCAUUUUCAUGGACCGCAACGUCUCGACGCUCGGUGCUGCGCACGCCCACCUCCAAGUCAUUCCCGUGCCCGCGGAUGCCUUGGCGCACGUGGCGCACAUUUGCUUUGAGGAAGGCAAGCAGUACAAUGUCGACUUUGAGAUGCUGUCGCCCGACGCGCCGCUGCCGACGUCGCCGUCCGAGUACUUUUUGGUGAGUUUUCCCGACGGCGCGGGCGGCUACACCCGGCUGUACCACGCGGUGCGCGGGAAGCACUACAUGCAGUUUGGCCGCCACGUGGCUGCGACGCUCCUCGACAUGCCGCGACGAGAAAACUGGAAGUACUGCGUCGUGCCCAAGGACGAAGAAACGGCCAUGACGGACGCCUUCCGCAAGGCGUUCGCGCCCUUUGAUUUCGCGGCGCUUCAUGACUAA
This is a messenger RNA of Saprolegnia diclina VS20, 1497 nucleotides long. RefSeq lists its product as hypothetical. The record is from RefSeq and is a predicted model, not a curated record. Gene Ontology annotation, biological process: mRNA splicing, via spliceosome. Gene Ontology annotation, cellular component: post-mRNA release spliceosomal complex. Bases 1 to 1497 code for a protein of 498 amino acids. The transcript is spliced from 10 exons. Lineage: Eukaryota; Oomycota; Saprolegniomycetes; Saprolegniales; Saprolegniaceae. Gene Ontology annotation, molecular function: RNA lariat debranching enzyme activator activity; catalytic activity.